AUCUCAGAUUAAGAAAUUUCAAAGUGCAUUUUUCUAACCGAUGGACAAUCUAAAUAGAGGCCUAAGUGAAAAUGUAUGAAAUUGUUUCAUAUCUAAUUCGAAGACUCUCUCUCUUGGGUCGUUAACUUCCAAAAGGAUAUUUCAUAUGACACAAAAGCCGGCAUUAUACAUACAUAGAUAUGUCUCCAGCAUAUUCUUUGGUAUUGGUAAAAAAAAGGGACUCCUUCUUCCUACUACCACGCGAGAAGAUCAUUAUCUGCAAAAAUUACAUUAGAACAAUUUUAAUCCUCUUCAGUCUAAUUUUUUGUUAGAGGUUUUGAAGGAGGGGGAAAUGGCUACACAUAAGAGGCUAGCAGUAGGCACACUGGUAUGGUUGGUAUUGGCAUCAACAGCAACAACAACGGCCAGAGCUCAUGUGUUAGCCAAACCGGGGUGCCCUGCCCAUUGUGGGAAUCUAAGCAUCCCAUACCCGUUUGGUACAAGGGAAGGCUGUUUUUUAAACGAAAACUUCCGCAUCACCUGCAAUGAUUCAGCCAACUCCUCCACAGCAUUUUUAGGUUAUACUAAUUUUGCUGUUACCAAUAUCAGCACGGAAGGUCGGUUGCAGAUAUUGGCCACAGUUGCCCGAGAUUGUUACAAAGCUUCAGGGGAGCCUGUGAUCCCACGGGUACCAUCCUGGUUUCCGUUGUCAAUUUUCAACGUCUCUAAUACCCGAAACAAGUUUACAGCUAUUGGCUGCGACACUUAUGCGUACCUUAAUGGUUUCGUAGGCAAUAAAAGCUACAGCGCCGGGUGUAUGUCCCUAUGUGAUCGCAUUGAAGACGUGGUUGAUGGAUCUUGUGCAGGAUUCGGAUGUUGCCAGAUACAGAUUCCGGGCGGGCUGAAAAAUAUUGAUGUGAUUGCAUAUAGCUUUACAAACCAUACAAAAGUGUCCGAUUUCAACCUUUGCAGCUAUGCUUUUGUUGUCGAAGAAAGCCAAUUUGAGUUCUCCUCGGAUCUUGUUCGAUCUAUACCAGAAGAUUACAGGUUCCCUGUGUCGCUUGAUUGGGUAGUAGGCAAUGAAACGUGCGAGGAAGCUGAGAAUACAUUGAAUUUCACAUGUCAUCGGAGUGAGUGUUACGAACCUGGCAUAGGUCUGGGCUAUCUUUGCAAGUGUUUAGACGGGUAUGAAGGGAAUCCCUACCUCCCAGAUGGCUGCCAAGAUAUUGAUGAGUGCAAGAUUUUGCAACCCUGCCACCAAAAUGCAGAAUGCUAUAAUUCACCAGGAAGUUUCAAAUGUAUUUGUAGCGGUGGUUUUGAAGGCGAUGGCAAAAAAAAUGGAACUGGUUGCAGUUUCGUACAUAAAACUAAGGGGUUUCCCCUUGUUAACGUUGUUCUAGGGGCCAGCAUAAGCAUUUUAGUGCUAGUAUUGAGCCUUUCAUGGAUAUAUUGGGGACUUUGGCAAAGAAAGCUCAUCAGACAGAGAGAAAACUUCUUCCAACGGAACGGUGGAAUUAUUUUACAACAAGAACUUUCAAAGCAUAAAGGAACUGUAGCAGCCAAAAUAUUCACAGCCGAAGAGCUCAAGAAGGCAACAAACAACUACCAUGAAAGUAGAUAA
Messenger RNA from Theobroma umbraticum, 1600 nucleotides. The record is from RefSeq and is a predicted model, not a curated record. Lineage: Eukaryota; Viridiplantae; Streptophyta; Magnoliopsida; Malvales; Malvaceae.